Molecule: messenger RNA, 474 nt
Organism: Knipowitschia caucasica
Lineage: Eukaryota; Metazoa; Chordata; Actinopteri; Gobiiformes; Gobiidae
Source: the annotation of a GenBank genome assembly
AUGAAGGCAGUCAGCCAAGAAGCCAGCCAACAGGCUGACAUUUCCUCCAGCCGCUGUCUUCCCUUCACACUCUGCUCUCUCCCCUCAGUCCAACACCGCUGCUGUUUCUAUCAGGCCAAAUGUCAGUGCACACACCUCAGCGCAGGUUUGGCUGCUCUAGCCACCAGACCUGGCCACACACGGCUCAGUCCUGCAUCCUGGCCAGGGGAACCACGAGGAGGAGGGGGGAAUCAAUCAGACCCAGGCUCAGGCCCUCUCCUGCAGCUGGCAGCUCACCCAGGCGAAGAGCACCUGAGUCAGGAAACCAUCUGCUUUUUGGCCCGGUCUGAACAACCCUGGACACACCUGCUGAGCCCCGAGAACAAGCCAUUUGCCGUUGGACUGAGGGAUGCCACUGCUGUAGUUCUGCUCUCAGUAUGCAUUAAGAGCUCAGGAGCUGCUGCCGGGAUGGAGCCGAGGAAGGCUAUCAGCUGA